This is a messenger RNA of Spodoptera litura, 1059 nucleotides long. RefSeq names its product Inner centromere protein. The record is from RefSeq and is a predicted model, not a curated record. NCBI's taxonomy places the organism in Eukaryota, Metazoa, Arthropoda, Insecta, Lepidoptera, Noctuidae.
CAUCUCUUUAUUUAUAGUAUGAAGAAGGAAGCAGCAAUCAUGGCGAAAGAGAUUGAGAAAAGACAGAAGGAGUACAUAGAGAAGCAGAAGAUGAAACAUAGAAUGGAAGACAAAACACACACCCCGCUAAAAGGUCCCGGCACUCCGAGUGGAUGGCAGCCACAACUGUCCCCUGCAUACAUGGCGGAUGGGUUCCAGUACCUCAACUCUGAUGAGGACGAGGAACCAGUCGACAGACCUGUACCUGAGUGGAGUACUUCUAAGGCCCGGCGCGGCCAGCUGUACGUCCAGAGCCAACUGUGUCGCGCGCACGUCGACCGACUGUUCAGCGUGCGCGUGCACUCGCCCGACCUCCGCGACAUCUUCCCGCGCAUCGAGCGCGCGCGACUCAAGCGGACCUCCUCCGCCGUCUGGCACACGCCGCCCGCGCGCCUGCCCGCGCUGGCCGAGUGAGGACUACUGAUGAAAGUGAUGUGUUCAACUAGUACCCGUCGCGGGCGGCGCUGCGGUCUGUACAUAGCUUACAAAUGAUACAUAACACAGAGCGUGUAUGCUCAAUACUUAUAUAUUGAGGCAGACUGUUGUAUCUACAACAUGGUUUUACUUGAUAGCUGUGUCUUUUACACUGUUUCUGUGGGUUAAAGCUUUAUUUAAUAUAAUGGUGGUUGAGAACAAUAGUCAUUGCAAUAAAGGUAAACUUUUGCCUUAGCAAGCAGCCUUCAAAUAUUUCAUCAUCAUCAUCAACAGCCUAUAAAUGCCCACUGCUGAGCAAAGCCUCUUCUCACACGGAGAAGGUUUGAGCAUUAAUCUUAUAUUAAUGAUAUUUAAUGGAAUAAAUAGACAGAAUUAUGAAACCUCCUUUUUAGUAAGUUCAUGCAUGUUUGCCUUGUUAUAACUUUAUCUGAGUCUUUUUGGUUGUUUUCUAUUGUAUAAUCUGGCUUAUAGGUAUUGCAGUGAGUUAUUAAAAAGCUGAAUCACUACAUGGUACAAAACAAAGUCGCUAUCCGCCGUCUGUCUGUCCCUAUGUAUGCUUAGAACUUUAAAACUACGCAACGGAUU